AAUUUAGAAAUUGAGAUUCUGAACUUGUGUUUUAUCUAUGAUUCUGAAACAUAAAAGAAAGAUGAAGAUCCUAAAGGAUUAUGUUUGACGAGUCUUCGAAAUGGUAGUGAAAAAGAAUUGGCGUAAAAUUGAAAUAACCAGGAAAACUUCAAAAUCUGAAAAGUCGGGCGAUUCGUGGACCUUCUUGGGUUCUAAAGCUGUGAUCGUUUGUCCUGUUAAAUUAGUAAAAAUGCAGACGAAACAGCCCAUAACAAGACAAAUUGCCAUAAAUACCCUUGCGGCUAUGCACAGAAGAUUCAGUUUGCCAGGACCAGUGCAACCGCAUUCAAGGCCUAUAUCAGAAUUCAGGGCCAGUGCCAACAAGUCUUUGGAUAUGCUACGUCAAACCAUACAAUCUGCAGUUACUAGGGAAAUUGACCAAGUGAUCAAAAAAUAUUUAGAGAAAUUCUUUGUGCCAGCAGUAAAUAAUAUAAGACUGAAUUUGGGAGACGAAUCUGUCAGUGAGGACCAGGUUCGUGCUGUGUGCAGGGCAAUGCUGGACGCCACACGUUUGCUAUACACAACUCCAGCGCGAACAGUACCAUGUCCAUAUGAAAAUAGUGAAUCAGAAGCAUUAGAAACCAAAUUCAGCAAGCAAUUGCAAAGUACACUACAGUAUAAAAGAAAAGAUUCAGAGAUUGAGACAGAUCUAUUUGCCAAACGGAAGAAGAUUAAACAAGAAGAUAAUACUGACAGUGCUUCCUCUUCACCAUUGCCUUCACCAGCAUUAAGAGAUCCAGAAAAGUGGAACCCAGAUCGACUUAUGCAAGAUACGCUGUUUAUUAUGGGAUCUCAUGCACAUAAGGUUCUUGGAUUGGGCAACUCACGUGGACGGUUAUACACGCGGCACUCUAGUUUACCAAGGUACCCCGCCGAUAGCAUAGACAAGGAAUGGAUUGCUAAUCACAAUUUAGCGAAUGCUGUUGGUGGAAAGACUUACAUAAUGGUUUUAGAAGAUAUUGAGGAAUUGGCACACAGUGAAGCUUACAAACACAGUUCUUUACCAAUGCUUGGUGAAUUAUCUGGAUUCAAAGUACCUCAGUUCAUGUUAAAAAAAAUUAAGUCAUAUGUAGUGAAAUGUGUCUUGAGUGAAGACAUCAGUAAUACAAGUAGUCCACAACCAUCUACAAGUAGUGUGCAAGAUGAUGAUAAAUUCAAAGAUAUUAAAAUUGAAGCACCUGAGACUUUUGAUGCGAAUUUCAAUGCGAGCCAUUACAUAACUGGUAGCGAGAACUCCAGAGAUUUCUCUGAUGUAAUGAAAGAUGACAGUGAUUUCUCUGAUAUCAAAGUUGAGGACAUUGAUGAUAUAAAAGUGGAACAGAUAAAAGUCGAAGAUUUGGAUGAUAUUAAAGUUGAUGCUAUAAAAGUUGAGGGUUUGAACGUGGGCGGUAUUAAAGUCGAGAACAUCGACGGCAUUAAUGUAGACGAAAUCAAGGUUGAAGACAUCAAAUUAGAGAACGACGACACCUUUGAUCUUUGUAAACAAGACGAUGAUCAGAGUCAUUUGGUUGAUGGUCUGUUGGAUUCAGACAUUGAGUUUUUGAGCCGUAAUCUCGGAAACAUUGAAAGCGAAACAGAUGCGAGGAAGACCAUAGAGAAAUUGACUGGCGCUAAUGCCGAUACGAUAACUUUAGUCGGAGAUGAAUUCGAUCUGGGUUCGACGUUGAACACAAACUUUUCAGGUAAUCAAACGAAGUGCAUCACUGUGGCGUCGACGACCAGUGGCAUGGUUCACAGCGUGCCGGUCGCGCACAUCGCGGCGCCGCCUCGCAUCACGGGCAGCACCCUGCAUUACUACACCAGCUCCGCGCCGCACGUGACGCACGGGCCGCACGUGACGCACGUGACGCACGCGCCGCAACGGACCGUGCACCAUCUGCCGCAAGCCACCGUCACCAUACAGAGCAUCCCGGGCUCCGCAUCGCAGAUGAUACGAGGAAUACCAAUCAACACGAAAACUGGAACUUUCAGUACAGUUAUGUCGCAAGGCGGAGGGAACACUAUAAUUGGUUUCGGUACGCGUACACCGAACGCGACAAUAAUUGGGACCCCGCAGUAUGUGAACGUUUCAUCUAAAUCAUUUCCCACUGGCAACAUCUUACAUAACGCGAUCGUGUCGAGGAACAUCAUAAACCGUUCAAACUUGGCCGCCGUGACGUCCGGCGUGACGUUCAACGUGACGACGGUAAGGCCCGCGUCGCAAACGACCACGCCCAAAAUAAGCACGGCGGUCUCGACUAGUUCAGACUACGACAGUAUCUCCACUACGAAGGACAUGAUCGAUAAUGCCUGCAAUUCAUCGGUUAUGUUGAAAAAGGUACUAACCCUCGGCAGUACUGGUGCGGCGAAGUCGUUUGUUAUGCAUAACACGCAAAAAGUUUUAUCUACCGGUUUCGCUAGCGGCUCGACGCCUCCGCCGAAUGUGACCAUAGUCAGUUCUGGCGGUGGCCCUCUCGGUCAUUCCACAUCUAAUAUUUUGAGCGCGACUUCUGGCACUCUGAGCGCUACGCACGCUACCUUGUCCGCUUUAUUAGCUUCGAACGCUGAAAACGCCAAAAAAGGCAACAAAAAAUGAUCGUUUGUCUCUCUGAAAAAACAAUAAUCCAAAAACAAUUUCGAUGCAUUUAAAAUGGAUCUCAUUUAGAUUUUAAGUUCCCAUUGUAGUCGCUCAUUUAGUAUCAUAGCCAAAUUACUAUUAAAUUGAUUUACUUCGCUCGAUGCGAAUCAGACUUCCGAUAACGAUAAAGACUGUUCCUGAUUAUCUCAAAGAAUGAAAAACAACUAACUACCUCUAUAUUGUCUCAAUUUUAGGAUCGCUAUUUAUAGUGCAUAAUAUUUUUAUUAUGUCUGUGUGUGUUUGAAUAUAGGUUAUAGUUAAAAUUAGUUGAGUAGUUGUUGCAUUUUUCUCGUUUUGUUUUGUUUAAACGUAAGUACUUAGUGUUUAAGACGUGAUGUCUAUUUUCCGGGAUCAAUUUAAAAUAUUUUUCUAAAUAUAAUUCUGGUUCAUUAUUGUUCAGUAUUAGUAUUUUUUAAAAAAACGAUGAGUAUGUUUUGUCUUUAGAAGAAAUUAUUGAAAUAAAAUUUAUUUAUGCAUAUUAUUUUUAUAAUAGCAGAAUGCUAUUGAUUUUUACUAUACUGCGCUGGUUGCUUAGAGUUUGUUUAUAUCUAUAUUAUUAUUUAAAGAGAUCAAGAAAAAAUCAAUAUUCGAAUUUCAAAGAGAAAAAUUUCGGUUAUUAAAUCCAUUUCGUACUCAAAACCACCGUUAGGUAAGUAAAUCUUAUAUGUAUGUAUGAAAUUUUUGCGUUGCUUAAAGAACUAGUUUUAAAGAUAAACAAUUUUAGAGAAACUUAUAAGCUAUAUUAUAUAGCUAUACUAUACUAAAGCUAUACUAUAUUAAGCUAUAUUAAAAAAAAGAUUUUUACUGCGCUAUGCUAACACCGUAAAAUCAAAUAUCUUAUUAAAACACUAAACAUGUUUUUGAGUUGUCGAUAUGACACGACUACGUAUUAAUAAGUACUGAAUGAAAUAUUGCGUUGAGUAUUUAAAA
Messenger RNA from Bombyx mandarina (wild silkworm), 3586 nucleotides. RefSeq lists its product as uncharacterized. NCBI's taxonomy places the organism in Eukaryota, Metazoa, Arthropoda, Insecta, Lepidoptera, Bombycidae. The record is from RefSeq and is a predicted model, not a curated record. Gene Ontology annotation, cellular component: nucleus. Gene Ontology annotation, molecular function: DNA binding; nucleosome binding.